This is a messenger RNA of Medioppia subpectinata, 675 nucleotides long. Lineage: Eukaryota; Metazoa; Arthropoda; Arachnida; Sarcoptiformes; Oppiidae. The record is from the annotation of a GenBank genome assembly.
AUGGACACUAAUUUCGUUAAUAUCUAUAAAUUGAUUGAAAGUAAACCACAAAAUGCGGCCAUUUUUACCGAAAAGGAUUUUGAGGUCUACAGAGCCGUGAAAAACAAAAUCCUUCAGACAAUUGCCAUUCAUUUUGGUGUUUCUCCCAAACACUUGUACUUAACUGAUCCGACAUUCUUCUCGCGCCUGACCUCUGCCGCGGCUCAAACCAAACACGACGAGUAUUGGCACAAACAUGUGGACAAACAGACCUAUAAGUCCUUUCAUUACACGUCGUUAUUGUAUUUGACGACAUUUGGCUCAGACUUUACGGGCGGGCGUUUCAUCUUUGCCGACAAAGAGUUGAACAAAAGUAUAGCAAUUGAACCCAAGUUGGGUCGAGUGUCGGCCUUCACGUCGGGCUCAGAGAACGAGCACUUCGUGGAGCGGGUGUCCACCGGAACCCGAUAUGCCAUUACUGUCUCAUUCACUUGCGAUCCAAAGCACGCCAUCAGUGACCCUAAGAUGGGUCACAAAUUUUCACGUCGGGCUCAGAGAACGAGCACUUCGUGGAGCGGGUGUCCACCGGAACCCGAUAUGCCAUUACUGUCUCAUUCACUUGCGAUCCAAAGCACGCCAUCAGUGACCCUAAGAUGGGUCACAAAUAGUGAUUUCAUCCAUAGUGUUAUUAAUUGA